Molecule: messenger RNA, 2121 nt
Organism: Symbiodinium natans
Lineage: Eukaryota; Dinophyceae; Suessiales; Symbiodiniaceae
Source: the annotation of a GenBank genome assembly
AUGCUGUGGUCAAAGCAGAAGUCGCCCCGAUUCACGGAAGGGAAAGCUGCCAACCCUAUCGGACCUGGAUCCUAUGAACUUCCCAGCGUCUGGGAUGACCAUGCUACGACCAUGGGUGGACAGGACAGAUUUCAGGAGCAGGCUGUGCCGGAAACACCGGGUCCAGCAACAUACACGCAGGCUGGAAGUUCCUUGAAAGCUCGACGCUGCAAGGAGAACCGACCACCUUCACGUGACCGCUCAAAGGCGCUGCCCAAGGAGGACUUGUCUGAACUUGGAAAGGCGAAAGAACAAACUUCCAAGAAGGAUCAGCAGUUGGUUGCUGCACACGAGCGCUUGCAGGUGCACGAAGAGGAUCUUAAAAAGGUGCGGCAAAUGCUGCAAGACAAGGAUCUCGCCUUGAACGACCUUCGUGGCGAGCACGACGCGCUCAAGACUCUGCUCGAGGAGCGCUCGGCAGAAGCUGAAGUCGCCAAAAGAGAUGCCUGCAAGCAGGAGAACCUGGCUGCUGAUCUUUCUGCCCAGCUGCAGGCAUCCCAGAUCGACCUAGAGAAGACAAGAGCUGAACUGCUCCACAAGGAAGAGCACGUGAAGCUCACUGCAGACGAGAUGCAGCAGAACGGUUUAGACUUGCAGGAAGCACGUGAUUCUUUGGCAGCCCUGCGCCAAGACAUUCAGAACAAGGAUCUCGCCUUGAACGACCUUCGUGGCGAGCACGACGCGCUCAAGACUCUGCUCGAGGAGCGCUCGGCAGAAGCUGAAGUCGCCAAAAGAGAUGCCUGCAAGCAGGAGAGCCUGGCUGCUGAGCUUUCUGCCCAGCUGCAGGCAUCCCAGAUCGACCUGGAGAAGGCAAGAGCUGAACUGCUCCACAAGGAUUUGGAGGUGCAAGAUGUUGACAGCAGGCAAAGAGCAACCACUUCCGAGCUGGAGACUUGUGCCACGGCUCUGGCAUUGGCCGAAGCGGAGAAGCAAGAGGUGCAUGAGAAGUUUGCUGAGCUUCGUGGCCAGUACUUCGCCGCUGAGCAGGCGCAGGAGGCCAGCCGAGAGUUGAUCGAAGCACUGCGUGGGGAGUUGGCAGAUUUGGCAGCUUCGAGGAGUACGCUUCCAGAGGUCGAGAAACUGCAGGACAACCUAACUGCCGUGAAUGCGGAACUUGAGAAUGCACUGGCCGUGAAGGAAAGCCUCCGAGCAGAUCUAGACAGGCUAAAGUUUGCCGAGAUCAAUGCCAACAUGACCAAAAGUGCCAAGGACCGCGCCGAGGCUCAGGUCAAAGAGCUCAAGCUUGACGUCGAGCAUUGGCGACAGAAGGCGCAAAGCUUGCAAAGAGAUGAGGACAGAACAAAGCGCCAAAACCAGGACAUCUCAUGCUUAGAGCUAGAAGUCAAGGACCUGCAUCAGCAGAAUGCACAGCUCUUGCUGACAUUCCAGCAGUUCAAAGCGGAGUUGGACACUGCAUUAGCCGAGAACCACAGUCUGCAGGACACAAUCGACAUGUACGAAACGAACCUCCAGCGUGCCACCGACCAGACAGCUGAGCUGAUGGGCCACAACAAUCCAAAGCAAAAGAUUCGACACAUGGUCAACUUGAAGGAGGAAAACAAAGAGUUGCGGGAUCAGCUCAAGAAGGCCAAGCAGCGCAUAACCCAACUGGGGGUAUCACGUAAAGGAGAAGGCUUGCUUGAAGCGCUGGCCUCGUUCUCGCAUUCGCACGGUGCAGGCGAUCAGCUUUCUGUUCCUGCGAGCCCCUGGGCACCCGAAACACCAGCGAAAGGCGCAGAGACGCGAACUCCCAAACGCCCUGGAACCCCAACGCGGAAGCCAGCUUCCGCUCGCGGGGCUCGGUCGAAUCCUCUUGAGGAGGAGUACCAGGUGCGCAUGGUCGAGGAAGAGCGCAGGCGCCAAAUGCAGGAUCGUGCGGUGGAGCGCGUGCAGACAGACUUCCAGCACUUCAUUGCAUUGAUUGAGAGAGCUGUGCUGUCCGAAGAUCGCGUGGAAGACUCGCCCAAUCCAGCUGCAUUGCUGGAACGGCUUCGGGCCAUGGCUAGCAAGCAAGGACUCGACAUCACCGAUGUGGAGCCAGGAGCGAACGAACACUGUCAAGAUGAAGAUGAGUCACAGUAA